AUGAAUGCACUUCUGAUCUGUAUUGUUUUCUUAUGUGUGGCUCUUGCUUCAUGCAAUCGAGGUGGAGGUCCUAGACCCUUUGGUAAUCAUGGACCUUUUAAUGGAGGACAAGAUAUGUCGGGAGGUUGGAAUCGACCACAUGGUAAUAACAGUCAGGCUGAUAACUGGGCCUCAAAAUUAUGCGCCAAUGACACAUGGGCUCAAUCAUAUCUUACUCAAACUCGACAGACGAUCAGCAGUCUUCGAUCAAAUGGAUCAUUUGCUCAAGCUCUUCAAAAUCGACAACAAGCUAUAGCUUAUCUUGAAGAUGAAAACAAUACAGAUCUUCUCUCAUCAAACUGUACUGCAUUCUUCAGCGGUCUCGAAAGUGCUAGAAAGAGUGAUAGAGACGCUUUGGACCUACAACGUCAACAAGAUUUUGCAGUUGGUCGUGCACUUUUUAGCAUUAUUCAAUCACUUGUGGGAGGCAAGCGUUAUUAA
Molecule: messenger RNA, 480 nt
Organism: Rotaria sp. Silwood1
Lineage: Eukaryota; Metazoa; Rotifera; Eurotatoria; Philodinida; Philodinidae
Source: the annotation of a GenBank genome assembly